Chaetomium fimeti is the source of this 2001-nucleotide messenger RNA. RefSeq lists its product as uncharacterized. NCBI's taxonomy places the organism in Eukaryota, Fungi, Ascomycota, Sordariomycetes, Sordariales, Chaetomiaceae. Bases 1 to 2001 code for a protein of 666 amino acids. Gene Ontology annotation, molecular function: AMPylase activity. Gene Ontology annotation, biological process: protein adenylylation. Gene Ontology annotation, cellular component: mitochondrion. The transcript has a single exon. The record is from RefSeq and is a predicted model, not a curated record.
AUGGCCGCACCCAACAGUUCCUCGUCGUCGACUCAAAGAGAUAGCGAGGGAGUCACACUUUCCGCGCUUCCCAAAUCAUGGCACUUCACCUCAGCGCUUCCUGCAGAUCAGCUCUUCCCGACCCCGGCCGACAGCCACAAGGCAUCGCGCGAGGAUCUCGGCCCCCGCCAGGUGCGCGGUGCUCUGUUCACAUGGGUACGCCCAGAGACCCAGAAGGAGCCAGAGCUACUGGCCGUAUCCCCAGCAGCCAUGCGCGACCUGGGGCUGGCGCAGUCGGAGGCAGAGACGGAGGAGUUCAAGGAGACGGUAGUCGGCAACAAGAUCCUAGGCUGGGACUCUGAGACCCUUUCAGGGCCCGGCUACCCCUGGGCGCAGUGCUACGGCGGGUUCCAGUUCGGCGACUGGGCAGGCCAGCUCGGCGACGGGCGAGCCAUCAGUCUCUUUGAGUCGACAAACCCGCGCUCGGGCGUACGCUACGAAGUGCAGCUCAAGGGCGCCGGCAUGACGCCCUACAGCCGCUUUGCCGACGGCAAGGCCGUCCUGCGCAGCAGCAUCCGCGAGUUCGUCGUCAGCGAGGCCCUGAACGCUCUCAAAAUCCCCACAACAAGGGCCCUCGCCAUCAGCUUGCUGCCCCAUAGCAAAGUCAGGCGGGAGCGUCUCGAACCGGGGGCCAUCGUUGUCCGCUUCGCCGAGAGCUGGCUGCGCUUCGGCACCUUCGACCUCCUCCGCGCGCGCGGCGACCGGGACCUCAUCCGGCGCCUCGCCACCUACGUGGCGGAGGACGUCUUCAGCGGGUGGGAGAACCUGCCCGGCCGGCUCGACGACCCGGACGACCCAUCCGAAACCUCCGUCCCGCAGCGCAACAUUCCUCGGGACACGAUCCAAGGCCCGCCGGGAUCCGAAGAGAACCGGUUCGCGCGGCUGUACCGCGAGAUCGUGCGGCGCAACGCGCUGACCGUGGCCAAGUGGCAGGUGUACGGCUUCAUGAACGGGGUGCUCAACACGGACAACACAUCCCUCUUCGGCCUAUCAAUGGACUACGGCCCCUUCGCCUUCAUGGACAACUUCGACCCGGCGUACACGCCCAACCACGACGACUACCUCCUACGCUACAGCUACCGCAACCAGCCGACCAUCAUCUGGUGGAACCUCGUGCGCCUAGGCGAAAGCCUGGGCGAGCUCCUCGGCUCGGGAACAACCGUCGACGACCCCACCGUCAUCAGCACCGGCCCGACCGAAACCACCGCCCCUUCCAUCGUGACCCUCGCAGAAAAGCUCAUCAACCAAGCCGGCGCCGAAUACAAAGCCGUCUUCCUCGCCGAAUACAAACGCCUCUUCACCGCCCGGCUCGGCCUCAAAACCCAACAACCCACCGAUUUCGACACCCUCUUCUCCCCCCUCCUCGACACGCUCGAAGCCCUGGAACUCGACUACGCGCUCUUCUUCCGGCGGCUGUCCAGCCUGCCCAUCUCGUCCCUGGGCACGCCGGCCGCGCGGCUCGAGCGCGCGGCGCGCUUCUUCGACCGCGACGGCACCAUCACGGGCCUGGGCGGGGACGCGGGCGCCGGCCGGCAGCGCGUGGCCGACUGGCUGGCGGCGUGGCGCGGGCGCGUCGUGCAGGACUGGGGCACGCUCGAGGACUGGGGUUCCAGCACCCCGGCGGGUGCUGGGACUGAGGCUGGCGUGGAUGGGGGGCGGAACGGGAGCGGGGCCGUGUCGGACAAGGCGGACGCGGAGCGGAUGGCGGCUAUGAAGAGGGUGAAUCCCAACUUUGUGCCGCGCGGGUGGAUUUUGGAUGAGGUGAUUCGGCGGGUGGAGAAGGGAGGGGAGAGGGAGGUGUUGAAGAGGGUCAUGCACAUGGCGCUGCAUCCGUUUGAGGAUAGCUGGGCCGGGAGGGAGUUCGAUGGCGCGGUGUAUGAGGGCGAUAAGGAAGAGGAGGUGCGGUGGACAGGUGAUGUGCCCAAGACCGAGAGGGCGAUGCAGUGUAGCUGCAGCUCGUGA